Messenger RNA from Schistosoma haematobium, 11540 nucleotides. Its product is annotated as Fibrocystin-L, variant 2. Bases 143 to 9034 code for a protein of 2963 amino acids. The transcript is spliced from 58 exons. The record is from RefSeq and is a predicted model, not a curated record. Lineage: Eukaryota; Metazoa; Platyhelminthes; Trematoda; Strigeidida; Schistosomatidae.
AAAAAUGAUAACUAGAAGAAAAUUGACGUGCUUAGCUUAUCUUGUCGGUUUAUUUGUUUAUCUGUCAGAUGGGCAAAGAUCAUGCCCAGCAGUUAAUUAUAUAACUCCAAGUGAAGCCAGCACAGAAGGUGGUUCAGCUAUUAUGAUUUUUGGAUGUGGAUUUGAACAAAGUGCAUUUGUACUACCUGGAUCGAAUUCUAACACUGGGAAUCGUGUACUACUCCAAAAUGCUUGGCAAACUUAUAGAGCUGAAUUAAUUGAAGAAGGAGGCAGUAUGAUUAAAUUUUCUUCACCAAAACUUCCAGAAGAUACUUAUACAGUUAUGGUUACUGUUUCCGGAAUAUUAAUACCAAAUGCAAGAAUGUGUUAUGGAUAUACAUGCACUUUAACAAUUAAAUCAUCAGUAACUCCUACUAUUGAGAAGGUAUCACCUAUCUAUGCUCCACCAGGCUCAGUUAUUGGAUUGAAUGGAACAAUUUUCACUAGUCGAUUUAGUUCAAAUUUAGAUGUUUUCACAGUUGGCAGACCACAAAGUAUCAUUAGGAUAUACGAUGGUCCAGGAAAUUGUGAACCUCAGCUACCAAACAGUGACUUGUACUAUGGUAUUGGUCUACUUUCUCCUACAUCAGACAAAGGUUAUAUCAUGUGUAAACGAAGUGUAUCAUAUACAGGUUCUGUGAACAUCAGUUUCAUAGUUGAUGCACCAUAUGGAAGAAGUAAAACUUUGGAAUCAGUUUAUCGAGUUGACAGAAAUGAAAAAACUUUUAUGCAUCAAUCUUAUUCCGUUAUCAGCAAUGUUACAUCCAUUCAAACAUCUUCGUUUGGAGGCGGCUCAAUUGAAAUUACAGGAGAAUAUUUAAAUUCUCAAAAUGAUAUUGAAAUCUCUGUAGGAUAUACAAAAUGUUCACCAACAUUGGUAAAUUCAACGUAUAUUAAUUGUAUCCUUGAUCAAAUUGAACAAACGCCAAAACCUAAAUUUUAUCCAGGGAAUCGAGGAUUAACUGUUCAGUUUUGGUCUGAUUUGAAGGCAUCAAGUGUCAGUGACUUGCUGAUAAUAAAUUUUGAUCAAGUGACAAAUACAACUUUACAAGAAGCAUAUCUUUACGAACCAGAAUUUAUACCAAAAGAUUUAUUUAACGGGACAGGAAUAAUUCGUCUUUCAAUGAUAUUUGUACCUCCGAAAAAUUCUUAUUAUCAAUUCAUAAUUACUUCAGCUAAUACAUAUGCUCUUCUUGGUGGGGGAAUUAAUGAAACUCUGACACAAAUGACUAUAACAAACAGUCGAACAAAUUCCAUUUACUUAAACAGAAAUGAACACUUCUUACUUGAACUUCGAAGUAUAAUUUCUCAACCAACAGCUGUUGUACGUUUAUGUGCUUCUUUAUCAAAUACAAGUUUAAAUUACCAACAACUCAAAAUAUCAAAACCAACAUCCUAUUUGAUAUCAAUUAAAUCAAAUGCGAAUUCAGAGAAACAAGUCAUAGAUCAUUCAGCUCUGGUGAACUCAUCAAUUAUACCAAUAGCUGAGAUCCAAACAAUCAGUAUACCAACGGCUGCUACACAGUAUAAGCUGUGUUUAUUUUAUUCGUGUACAUCGCCUUUUCCAGUCCAAAAUCCAAACGUUGAUUUAAUUAGUCAAGAGAUUAGUGAAAAAUUGAACGGUUCUUCUAUGAAAACAAAAGUCGUACAAAUAACUAAUGAUUAUUUGGUUCUUCAAAUAACUUUUCCUGAAGAGUUUGGUGAUAUGCCACUGUUGAAUGUACAAAGCUUUCCGGAAACAAUCAACAAAUCACAGGUUAAUGAAACUGUACAAGGUAUGACAGGAUUUUCAAAGACAAUUAGACCAUCCUAUGGCGGUAUGUACUCAUAUAUGACCUAUACACUUGACAGUACUGAAAAUGAAAUUCGACUAGCAUAUCUCAAUCUUGGCUCAUCAUGGUGUCCUUCUAAGUUGAUUAACCCUACAUUUAAAUAUGCAGUUUUAGAUGAUUUCGAAACAUCAACACUUAGUACUGUUACAACAGAAACGGUUGCAUUUUGUGGUCGACAAUCUGCUUUAAAUUUAUUUACCUACCAAUUUGCUCAACUUAUCUCGGUUAACACCAAUCCUUAUUUAUGUUUUGCAAUAAAAGGAAAAACGAGAAACAGUAUAAAUUUCUUAUACAAUGCUAUUGGUGUAACAUCUCGUUUAUUGAAACAAACAUUAACCUAUUCAAUUGAUCUUACACAGCAAGAUGAAAAUUCUUGGAAAUUCAAAUGUAUUAAUGUACUACAAUUACUUCGUACAGAUCCACGCAAUAUAAAUGCAACAAUUUUUCAACUUGAAUCUUUUUCUAUACCACCAAGAAAGAAAUUUUACGAGUUGGAAUAUACUUUGUUCUUAGAUACAGUAUACAUGGGAACAAAACCAAUUUCCGAUAAUCCAGACGACGUUGUUACGUGGCCACGAUUUCCAAAAGAUAUAUUCAGUGAUAUUAAAAUAACAAAGAAUUUGUCAACAUUCGGUGUGUUCACAAUUGAAAUAAUAACAAAAUCAUGUAGAACCAAUUUUGAACUGUUUGGUUUAACUGGUGUGAAUAUGCCAAAUGACAAUAAAACUAUUGAUAGAACAGUAAUACUUCGAGAUGAAAGAUGGCCAGUAAAUAUUCAAAGUUCCAUAACACUAAUUCAAUCAGCCUCACCACCUAUUGACGGAAAUUUCAUCUUAUCCUUUAAAGGAGUACCUACUUCACGUAUACCAGCAAAGUACAUGGAGCCAAGUGUCAUCGAAAGAUUAUUAAAUUUACAUCCAUUAAUGGGUACUGUACGUGUUAGUAGAUAUGGAUGGUGUAGAAGUUUUCAAUAUAAUUUUUGGCUUGAAAGUUUACCUGGUGACCAACCUGAAAUAUCAGUGAUGAAUGAAACAAGACUUAUUGGUGAUUCACCGCAGAUUACUAUACGUAAGUCUGCUAUUGGAGAAUUAGUUAUGUGUCCGAUAUCAGGGGACAUGGUAGCAACAAAACACUCUGUUCCACAGGUUAGAUUAUACAUUGAUAAUUUCCCAGCCUACUGUAAAUCGUCAUGUGAUCACCAGUUUGUUGAUUUAUCAAGCCCUGUUGUAACCAAUUCAAUAGUACAAAUAACUAAUAAUAAUCUGACGUUGAUUUUAAAUGGAACAGAUUUUAUUGCCAACUCACCAAACUCUUAUGAAUUAUUUCUUAUGUUCAAUGAAGAACUUGUAUUAAAACAACAACCAUUUCUUACUACUACAACAAAUUUAUACUUUUUUAAUCAAGAUUUUAAUGUUAUUCCAUCUGGAUUACUUACGGGUCGAUUACGUUUAAUUGACAAAGGAUUUAUAAACGGUCCAAUAAACAUUGAAUUAGGCACGGAAGGUAGUGAAAUUAAAGAUAUUGUACAGACUGGAAUUUUUGACGAUGGAAAAGAAUAUCUAAGAAUAACUGGAUCACGUUUUCUUCCAAAUCAUUCAUCAGCAUAUUUUGAUGACAUACCAUGUAAAAUAAUAAAUAUGACAACAACUGAAAUAAACUGUUUACUGCCUAUAUCUGAACUUUCUGGUCAAAAACUAGUAAAAAUUCAGCAACACAGUAGUAUGAUUUCCAAAACAGAAGAUUUUACUGCAAUACAAGCCAACGGACCAGUCAUUACAUCUGUUGAACAAACACAAAUCGCUUCAGUUUCUGGUACUACACAAAUUAUUAUAAAUGGUCUUCGGUUCACUCCUACAAUGUUGAUUUUUGUUGGUGGAGUAAAAGUGGAAAACUUUACAUUUGUUAAUGAAACACAAAUAAUCAUACUGGCACCUGCACAAAAAAUAAAUGGUGAAAAAACAAUCUCAUUAUAUGGUUCAUCUAAUGUUUUAAUAAAAUCUGAUUUUUCAGUGACUUAUAAAUUUGAAAUAGCUGAUAUAAGGCCACAAAUUGGUAGUUUUGUUGGUGGACAAAUUGUAAACAUAGUCGGUGAAGGUUUCAAUGACGAUGUGAAAGUUUUUAUGAAACCAAUUACUGUCGAAAAUCAACUAUGUAAUGAUCGACCUCGUGCUGAAUGUGAAAUACUGUCUAAAAGUUCUACAACAAUACAAUGCAAAACCACAUCCAUGGUUAAAACCCAUUAUAUUCUCGACAAUGGAAUUGAUUCAGUACGUGGUUUAGGCUAUGAAUGGCAACCGAAAGCACUAACAAUAAUUCAAGGUGAUAGUGUGGUGUGGAUUUGGAAUACAAGUACUCGUGUAAAUCCUUUAAUGAUAGCUGAAAUAUCUGGUCUCGAAGAUUUAACUCCAUCCGGCUCUGGAUUUCAUAGUGGUGAACCAACACAAAAUGGUGUAUACAGAUUUAAUUUUACACAACCUGGAACUUAUUAUUAUACAUCAUCUGAUGAAUUUUUAAUGACGGGUAUUAUAGAAGUGAAAGCAUUUGAUGAUUGUAUGACUGAAGUGAUCGUGGAAACAAAUUAUUCAACAGCUAUUCAUACAAAUAUUCCAGAUACUCUAUACUGGGAUUCAUUGACAACCUGUGAAGGUGGUUUCACUUGUCAGAUAUUAACAAAGCCAUCCGAGUUACUUACAAAGCAUGGAUUUGUUUAUCGAGGUUGUGCAACACCAAUAGUAUCUUCAUUCAGUCCAUUUAACAUUUAUGCUGGAAGUAAGAUUACAGUUUCUUCUCCUGUAUUAGCUAAUUGUGUGGAUCAGUUAAUGAUCAAUGUUGGCGGGGCUGAUUGUACACAACCUGUUCAAGAUAUUAAUGAUUCAGAAUCUAUUGAAUGUGAUUUAAGUGAAGAACAAGUUAUUUCAGCUGGUCUAUUAACUGGACAACCCUUAAAACCAUGUAUUUCACAUAAUCAUCUUGGAUUUGCACUUUUACAUGUUUCUACAAAUGAAUUUGAACAAUAUGCAUUUUUUUGGCCUGGAAUUAAUUGUGAUAAAACAUAUGGUAAUGGUAGUAUUUAUGGUGGUGGACAAUUAAUUGUAUAUGGUUCUGGAUUUGAUCCUAUUUAUAAAAAUUUCAAUAAAAUUACAUUUAAUAAUGAAAAAGAAUGUUCAAUUAUAGAAGUUACAUCAGGUUAUAUCAAAUGUUUAGUACCAAUACCGGAUAAUACAAUAAUUGAAUCAAAUUUAAAUGUUACUAUACAAGUUCAAAUAAAAUCAAGAAAUCAAAAUGAUUGGAUAGAUACUCAACAUACUACUCAUAGUGAUUGUUUAUAUUCAUAUGAUAUAACAGCAACACCAAUUAUAAAAAAUAUUGAACCACGUGAAAUAAUCAAUACUAAUCAAACUCUUACCAUUUAUGGAAGUAAUUUAUUAUUAUCCAAUGAAAAUUAUACAAAUCUACAAAUUACUCUUGAUAAUACCCCUUGUAUAAUCGAUAUCCAAUCAAUUUCUAUUAAUAAAUUAUCAUGUCAAUUAAUGAAUUCAUUAUCAUCUGGUUAUGUAACAUUGAAUUUAUUUCAUGAAAUACGCGGUUAUUCAAAAUAUGAAACUAAUUUAACAAUAAAAAGUCAAAUUACAUUUUAUACAAUUUAUCCAUUAGAAGGAAGUUUUGCCGGUGGUACAAUUAUAAAAUUAAAUGGAAAUGGUUUAAAUGAUCCAACAAUUAAAAUUUUAUUCAAUUUAAAAGAAUGUCAAAUUAUAAAUGAGAAGAAUAGAACAGUGAAUGAAAUUUAUUGUCGUACACCGGAACAAUUAAAUUAUAUACAAUUAAAUAAUUAUAAAGUAUCCAUUAAUUUAUCUAAUGGUUUAUUCAUAACAAAUGAAUAUACAUAUGUUGAUAUGAAAACACCAAAAGUAAUAAAUAUUACAAUGAAUUCAAUAAAUAAUAAUAAUGGUACAUUAAUUACUCAAUUAAACAUAAAUGGUAGUAUGCUUAAUGGAGAUAAUAAUACACAAAUGAAAAUGACUGAAGUUAAAUUAAAUCAAACAUUAUGUACUAUAGUAACUAUACAAAAUGAUUAUAUUCAAUGUUAUAUAGUGAAUUUACCAAGUGGAAUGUAUCAACUUAUUGUUGAUACACCAGUUUAUGGUUAUGCUUUAUCAGAAAAUAAUAUUAAUAUUAAUUUUAGUUUAAAUUCAAUUAGUCCUAAUUCAGGCGGAACAGAAGGAGGCCAAUUAGUGGAGAUUCAAGGGAUAGGAAUGGAUGUUGGACGAAGUACUGUUACAAUAUGUGAUCAAGACUGUCCAAUAGUUGGUGGGAGUUCACUUGCACUUAAGUGUAUUACGCCUAAAUUAUCUACACUGAACAUAAAGAUGUGUGAUGUUACAGUGACAGUUCCUACUAUUGAUAAUGUAUUACAAAAAAAAUUAAUUGGAGCAUUCAAAUAUGAUGUGGAUCUUUCACCAAGAAUAAUCAGUGUAGAUCCAUUAAUUGGAGGCACUGGUGGAGGUACAAUCCUUACCAUAAUUGGUACUUUAUUUGAUGAAUCUACUACGGUUAAUGUUGGCGGUAUUGACUGUCAAUUAAUAUCACUGAAUAAUACUGUCAUUGUAUGUCAAACUUGUGAACAUAACGGAAGCGCAAAAGUACCCGUUGAAGUGACCGUUGAAAAUAAUGGCAAAGCAUCUGGAGAUUUCACAUUUUACUAUGUGGAUCGUUGGUCAAGUCAAUUCACUUGGAAUAAUCAACCAAUUCCUGUUGAAAAUGAUUUUGUUGUUAUUAAUGCAAAUCAAAAUAUCAUGUUAGAUGUAGAUACACCAGUUUUAUCAAUGCUACUUAUUAAUGGUGGUACAUUGUUCUUUGAUCCAACAAAAAAUAUACAAUUAAAUUCAAAAUAUAUAUUAAUACUAAACAAUGGAAAAUUUCUAAUUGGAUCACCAGAAGAACCCUACACUAAACAGGCUACGAUAACAUUACAUGGACAUGUCCGAGAAAAAGAACUACCUUUGUACGGUGCUAAAGUUUUAGCGCUACGUAAUGGUACAAUCAGUAUACAUGGUAAACCAAGAAUUAUUACAUGGACACGAUUAGCAAAAACAGCUGAACCUGGUACAAAUAAACUAAUACUAGAACAUCCAGUUGACUGGCAACCUGGAGAACAUAUUAUUAUUACGUCUACUGGAGGAAAAUCAUCACAUAAUGAAUCUGAAGAACAUAUCAUUCAAGAAAUGUCAGCAGAUAAUCUUACAAUUACGUUGGUUUCACCAUUAGCUUAUAAAAAGUUAUCAGUGAAAAAAAUUUAUUCAAAUGGUGUUAUUGGAAAUUUCGCUGCUGAAGUAGGUUUAUUAAGUAGAAAUAUUUUAAUACGUGGAACAGAAGAACCAGUUGUCUCAUCAAGUGUACCAAAAUGUCCAAGUGAUUUUAGUACAGAUCAAUUUGCAACUCAUACAUGUAUAAUAGGUAGUCCAGAUGAACAAUUGGGUGCAAAUGAAUAUGGAGGACAUGUACAUAUUGGUGGUCCAUUCGUAGAUAGUGGUGCAGUUAAUGUUUAUAUAUCACAUACUGAAUUUUAUUUUAUGGGUCAAGCCUAUCGUCUUGGUCGAUAUCCCAUACAUUUUCAUUUAAAUGGCUUAAUGAAUGGGUCUUAUGUACGUGGUUGUUCUAUACAUAAAACUUUUAAUCGUGCUAUUAAUAUUCAUAAUACACAUGAAGUAUUGAUAGAAAAUAAUGUAGUUUAUGAUGUAAUGGGUGGUGCAUUUUUCUUAGAAGAUGGUAUUGAACAUGGAAAUUUAAUUCAAUAUAAUCUAUUUGUACAUGUUAAACGUACCAGUAGUCUAUUAAAUGAUGAUGUAGUACCAGCGGCAUUUUGGAUUACACAACCAAAUAAUACAGUACAACAUAAUGUUGCUGCAAGUGGAACACAUUUUGGAUUUUGGUAUCGUAUGUUAGAAAAUCCAAGUGGACCAUCAACCACCACAAGCAUUUGUCCACGUAAAAUUCCUUUAGGAAUAUUUGAAAAUAAUACAGCGCAUAGUAAUGGAUGGUUUGCAUUAUGGAUUCAUGAGAGUUUUUUCCCAACAAAAACUGGAACUUGUGGAACAACGAAAUGGGAUAAGGCUGUAUUCCGCAAACUUACUGCAUGGAAUAAUAAUAAAGGACCAGAGUGUGUUAAUUGUGGUGGUGUACAAUUUGAAGAUAUGUUAUUAGUGAAUAAUGACGAGGCAGCAAUAGAAGGAAAACGUCUUAUGAAUGGAAAUUUAUAUGAUCCGACAACUGGUCCUUUGUAUAGGAAUAGUACAAUUGUUGGUUAUGAACCUGAUCUUAAUAAUGGAACUUCUGACUGUCAUACUAGAGCAGUUAUUUUGCCAUGGGCACCUGGUUUAACUAUUGAAAAUAUGGUAAUGAAAAAUUUCAAUAGUCAAAAUUGCACAGCGAUUCAUGGAACUGUAAUUACAUGUCAAUGUAGAAAACUUUGUGGUGGAUAUGAAUAUUUAUUUAAAGAUAUGAAAUGGGAGGAUACCAAUAAUCGAGCUGAAUUUCGGUGGCAUGGUGAUUUCAGUCUUCGUGAUGUAGAUGGAUCAUUGACAGAUGGUAUUCCAAAUGUUCCAAAACUUCCUGGAUCUUUGGUCGUAGGCAAAGCAAAUCAUUUACCUACUGACAAAUGUGGUCCAAGUGCUCCAGGAGCUGGUGAUCUUGGGAGUGCUUUUGGUCAAGGCGCAGUUCCAGGUGUUCGUUGCCUACCUGAUGUUACAGCAUUAAGGUAUGCUGUUGAUCAAACAAAUCCACCAGUACUUAUGGGAAGCAAUAUGACUGUUACACUACUUGACGGUGGGACAGAAGAAGUGCCCUUCAAAUCUGAAGCUCUUACUGACAAACAAGGGUGGAUGACUACGUUAGUAAAUAACAGAACUUAUAUUGUCAAUUGGGACGCGAGAUCAUUGUUUACCAACUUUAGUUAUAUUGGUUACCUGGAAAAUUUCAGGCAAUCCGACUAUGUUAUAAUCCGUCAUAUGGGCAUGGAUGUUAAACCAGAUAGGGUUCAAGUUCUCUCUGGUCAAACACCUAAACAACCAAUAGCUGAACCUUUGGAUCCAUCUGUACAUGAUAAUGGUGAAGUGUUUUAUAAUGAAACUGGGAAAUAUAUUGAAUAUUUAGCUUAUGAUUCCUAAAGGAACAUGGUUGGUACUUGAUACAUCAAUUAAUAUAAAAAUGAAUAAUAUCACAAUAUAUGGAACACUUGAAGUCGAUUCAGGAACAAGUCAAGAUCAACGAUUCUAUAAAUUAGCAUUUAAACAAAUGUUAAUUAUUGGAGGUCAAUUUUUAGCUGGAUCACUUCUUGAAAAACCAUUGAUAAAUGCAACACUUGAAUUAACUUUACUUGGUACUAUAUCUGAUGAAUUUAUCAGUUUAGAUGGACCAGUAAUUGGACCUAAAUCAAUUGGUGUUUAUGGAAUAAUGAGUAUGCAUGCAGUACCCAAAACUGUAAGAUGGACCACUCUUAAAUUAACAGCUAAUGCUGGAGAUAAUCAAUUGUAUCUUACUGAUCCAGUAAUAGAUUGGUUGCCAGGCGAUCGUAUAGUUAUCGCUACAACUAGCAUGAAUUACAAACAAUCAGAAGUUGGUGUAAUUGCUUCCGUUUCGUCGGAUCGAAUGAUAAUCACACUUGUAGACAAAUUAAUAAAUACUCAUGUCGCAUACAAUCAAACCUACGGUGAUCACAAAUUUAUAUUAGGCGCAGAAGUUGGUUUGAUGAAAUCAAAUAUUAUUAUCCAAGGUGAUGAUCAAAGUGUCAAUACUAAAUUUGGCGGAAGAAUCUUGAUUUCACAAACUUUAUACGAAGGUGAUAUUUUAUAUGGGCAAUUAAAAUUAUCAGGUGUACAUUUCUAUCGAAUGGGUCAAAAAGAUUUUAAUACUGUAACAGAUGCACGUUUCCCUAUUGCAUUUAUUAGUGCUGGUGAUAUGAAUAAUAUAUCAUAUAUAAAAUCAUGUUUAUUUGAAAAUUCUUUAUCAACAGCUUUAGGAGGAUUUGCAACUACAGGAUUAUAUAUGGAAAAUAAUAUCUUUUAUAAAACAUUGGGUUCUGCAAUAUGGUUAACAGAUGGAAAUCAUAAAUUAAUACAUAAUCUUCUUAUUGAAUCAAUCUGGUCUGGAGAACUAACAACUGAUAAUCAAAAUCUUGGUAUUUUGUUUGAAGCUGCAUUAGAUAUUAAACAAGCUAGUGAUUUAAUUCUACAAAGGAAUUCAAUUGCAGGAGCUGAACGUCUUUGUGUUUAUACUCAAGGUAAUCCAUGUGGUGAAAGUUCUACAACCAUUUGGGAGAAAAAUAUCAUACAUUCGUGUUUAAUCGGGAUUAUGCAGUUAAAAACACAGUACAAUUGUACCCUCAUUUCUAAUGCUCAAAUAUAUUCAGUUAGUCAAUUUCCGGUAUAUUGGAAAACAGCUUCAGCUAUUCAAGCCAAUAAUUUACAACUAGUCGAUAACGCUGGAGGUAUAUAUCCAUUCACUGGUUUGCCUGGAGGACGUAGUCAUGAGAUCAGCAAAAAAACUUUCCUAUUUAAUAAUUCAUUAUUAGUUGGCCGUAGUGGAAUUCAAACAUGUGACGACCGUCCGGAUACAAAUGCUAUUAAACUUGGAUCGGAACUUCUAGGACCUACUGCACCUGACGGUAAUGGUUAUCUCGGUAUGACUAGUGCACAAUUUAUGAGUGGAACUGGUGAACCAGAGAAAGGCAAACUAGUGAGUUGGAUGGAAGAUUUUUCCAACGGUGGAGCAGCAUACUUGUCAAAUUUAACAAUAGCAAAUUACAGUACUAUAUGCAAUGGAAAAAGAGAUUAUGUUUGGAGAACAGCUACACCUAAUGAAGAUGGUGUAUUUCCAACUUAUUUUAUGGGUACAAAAACUAUAUCAGUUGAUAUGGAUAGUAUUGUUUAUUAUGAUAGACCACUUUUAGCUAACGUCCGAUUCGAUAAAUGCAAUGAUAUGGAAUGUGAUGGUUUAAAAAAAGUUCUUGUUAUUGAUAAAGAUGGUGGGUUAUUUGGUCAGCCUAGUGUUAUAGUACCACAAUCAGAAUGGCAAUAUAAUCUCAAUCCUUUGUAUGGUGUUGGUGAUAAUCGUAUACCUUCAAGGAUGUUAACUAAAGUUGAUGGAACAUCUAUUAAUCCUACAAUACAAUGGCCUAACAAAGGUAUUAUUCGUGAUAAUUCAUGUAUUUAUAUGCCUAAAAUGCAAGCAUACAAAUGCAGUAAAGCAUUAGACCAUAAAGUAUUACUGAUUGAAUCAAUGGAUCCAGAUGCAUUGGAACGUAGACUCUCGCCGAUCGCGUUUGCAACUGAUGGUUUAUCUGCAAAUUACAUAGAUUUAAUAAAUGGUCCAAGUGAUCAUGGAGUAUGCUCAAGUUAUGCGUGUUUAAAACGUAUGAGUACAUUUAUGUCUAUUGUUGCACGUCAAAAAAAUUUUGUUAUGUAUAUGACUAGUACACCUCCACAAGAAUUACGUUUACGUUUACCACAAGCUGAUCCAGAUUAUGCUGUACGUCUUGGAAUUGAUUAUUUCACUGCUGGAAGACUUGAUGUUUAUGUGAAUGGAGUGUAUAUGAAAGCAAAAAAUGCUAUAACAAAUAAUUUAGUAAGUUAUGAUUUUAUAUGAUUGAUAAUGUAUUUAUUGAUUCGCAAAAUU